ACAUAUCCUAAAUUAUUUCCUUUCACUAGAUGGAUUGGGAUUAUUUAUUCGAAAUUUUUUUCCAAGGAAUGAAUUAUUGGUCAUAUCGUCACCUUAAAAUAUUCAUCAAAGAUUUGAAUGCAUUGCAGUUGUCUUGCAAACUUUUUAAUGAAUCUAAGGAAGAUAUAUCUAAGCAAAGAAUUAUACACAAUAUGAUAGUAAUUGGUUUUUUGUACAAUAUGAGGAGUACUUUGAAUGAGCAUUUCGAUGAGUUCUAUCCUGAUGGUAAUCCUAAACCAACAAAAAAUUGCCUUGAUGAAGUAAGAGAGAAUUUCCGAAAGAUAGUAGAAGGACGUGAUGAAUAUCUCAGUAUAAAUCAACAAACAAAUCAACAAGCCAAUCAAUUAUUUAAUGAACUGUCGAACAAAUUUCUACGAUCGUUCUCAUCAAAGUUAAGGCUUCGUGAAGAUGGCAACAGUAGCACAACUAGAGAGGUUGACAAAACCCGAUAUAGUUCAACGAUUGCAGAAUUCUUCAAUGAAUUUAAUCCUCUAAGACAUAAUUAUUUCAUGAAUGUUUAUAUUUCGCAAAAAACUAACCAUUUGAAAACAAUGCACAGAAUUUUAUAUACUAGUGAUUAUAUUACACAUAAUGUACCUGGAAAUGUUGUAUACCCUGAAAUUAAUUUGGCUGCUUCAUUUUUAAAUCCAUCAUUUCUGGAUGCAUCAAAUUCCAUGUCGGAAAAAUAUGCAAUUCUUGGUUGGUUGAUUAGUCGUAAACUAGUGUCUGGAGCUCUCAAUAAUAAAGAGUUGGAUGAACGACAACAGGUUCAGUUGUCGUGUGGAUCAACUAAUGCAUUACCGAUUGAAAAUCAACUGUGUUGUUUAUCUGGACGGAAAAGCUCUCAAGCGGUUGAGAACAAAAAUUUGAAGCUACUAUCAGCUGAUAUUAAUGGCCUUAUGUUAGCAUUUUCAAAAUACGAAGAAGAAAUUAUGAAGAAUAAAAUGGAUGGUUUGCAUGAAAAGAAAAUGUUUUUCGAAGCAUUCGGUAAAGUAAUGUGUGAAUGAAGUCUCUCCUGAACUGAUUGACUACAAGUUUCCUCAAAACUAUAAAUUCAGCGUAAAUGAAAUUCUGAAACAUAAUGAAGAAUUCGCCAAAACAUAUGGAUGUCCAUUCGGUACAAAAAUGAAUCCUCGGAGGAAAUGUAUUCUUUGAGGAAAACAAAAGUGAUUGUCGAUGCGUAUAAGUGACAUUAAUUGUUUUACAUGUGUCCAUGUUAUUUUGUUUUGAUAAAAAUUUAGUGUGAUUCUCUAUCUUCUUAU
This is a messenger RNA of Schistosoma turkestanicum, 1301 nucleotides long. The record is from the annotation of a GenBank genome assembly. NCBI's taxonomy places the organism in Eukaryota, Metazoa, Platyhelminthes, Trematoda, Strigeidida, Schistosomatidae.